Molecule: messenger RNA, 1251 nt
Organism: Anisakis simplex (herring worm)
Lineage: Eukaryota; Metazoa; Nematoda; Chromadorea; Rhabditida; Anisakidae
Source: the annotation of a GenBank genome assembly
AUGUCCGACGAUAUUACAACGUUGGUGAGUCGAAUUUUUAGCGGUGAACCAGACCACAAGGUUCAGUCAGAGAAGAUCAAAAACAUGCUGAUGGAAGUGUUGUCGAGCGUUGGUUCAAGUGAUGAAGAGUCAAUAAGCGAUCGUGUGAAUCAACUUGCUGCAGCAGUAGUGAAUCAAGAGAGUAUCUCAAUGGUUGUCUCAAGACAGUUCGUAAGCGAUGUUGUCGUGGCCAUGGAACAACUCCCGCACAAUAUCGUUAAAAGAAUGGCCAUUGGACUGUUGGCUACGAUUCACUCUCGUCACAUUUCUUACGAAGAACAGGCAGCUCAACUCCGUUUCAAACUGGCUGAUAUCUACGAAAUGGAAGGUGAAAAUAAACAAGCUGCAAAGACACUUAUGGCAAUUCCGUUGGAAACUGGUCAGAGGAGUUAUCCAGCGGAUCUGAAAAUGCGAACAUACUUGCGAAUUGCGCAGUUGGCACUGGAAUAUGGUGAUGCAGCUGAUGCGGAAGCGUUUGUCAAUCGAGCUUCAAUGCUUCAGAAUGAUGCAAAAAAUGAACAAUUGAAUAUCAUGUAUAAGGCGCAGUAUGCACGUGUUUUGGAUCAUCGACGUAAAUUCAUUGAAGCUGCGCAACGAUAUUAUGAGCUGUCGCUGGUUCCUGUACUGACAAACUCCGAGAAAAUGCAAGCGUUGAUGAAUGCUGUAUCGUGUGCUAUUCUCGCCUCACCGGGUAUUCAACGAUCUCGUAUGUUGACGGCGUUGUUUAAAGAUGAACGCUGUGAACGAUUACCUUCACAUAGUGUACUGCAGAAGAUGCAUCUGGAACGUUUGAUCAAGCAUGAUGAGGUAUCAGAGUUUGAGAAGUCGUUAUCGGCACAUCAACGUGAAGUACACGAUGGUUGUUCAAUUUUGCAACGAGCAGUAAUCGAGCAUAACGUUAUCGCGAUCAGUAAUAUCUUUAUGAAUAUUAGUUUCGACGACUUGGCGCAGUUAUUGGAGAUUAACGUGAAACGGGCUGAGAAGGUGACUUGGCAAAUGAUUGCUGAAAAACGCAUCAACGGCUCAAUUGAUCAACUCGAUCGAGUUGUCCGUUUUAAACGCAAGGACGCGUUAGUGGAGUGGGACGAGCAAAUCGGUGAGUUGUGUCAGCACGUAAAUCACAUAGUGGAUAUGAUUCUGGACGAACAUAAGGAGUGGGCUGAACAACGUAUCGAGUCGAGCCGUUCUGGUACGGGCAUUACUGCCUCAUGA